Molecule: messenger RNA, 504 nt
Organism: Paramuricea clavata
Lineage: Eukaryota; Metazoa; Cnidaria; Anthozoa; Malacalcyonacea; Plexauridae
Source: the annotation of a GenBank genome assembly
AUGAAGGGAACUGAAAUUAAGUAAAGUGAAGUAAAGUGAAGGACAGGAAAGUGAAGGACAGGAAAGUGAAGGACAGGAAAGUGAAGGACAGGAAAGUGAAAGACAGGAAAGUGAAGGACAGGAAAGAAAGUGAAGGGCAGGAAAGUGAAGGACAAGAAAGUGAAGGACAAGAAAGUGAAGGAUAGGGAAGUGAAGGACAGGGAAGUGAAGGACAGGAAAGUGAAGGACGGGAAAGUGAAGGACAGGAAAGUGAAGGAUAAGGAAGUAAAGGAUAAGGAAGUAAAGGACAGGAAAGUGAAGGACAGGAAAGUGAAGGACAGGAAAGUGAAGGAUAGGAAAGUGAAGGACAGGAAAGUGAAGGACAGGAAAGUGAAGGACAGGAAAGUGAAGGACAGGAAAGUGAAGGAUAGGAAAGUGAAGGAUAGGAAAGUGAAGGACAGGAAAGUGAAGGACAGGAAAGUGAAGGACAGAAAAGUGAAGGACAGGAAAGGAAAUGGAAGUUAA